Messenger RNA from Salmo salar (Atlantic salmon), 2778 nucleotides. RefSeq lists its product as uncharacterized. Lineage: Eukaryota; Metazoa; Chordata; Actinopteri; Salmoniformes; Salmonidae. The record is from RefSeq and is a predicted model, not a curated record.
CUGGAGCUGUCUACUUGUGCUGUGCCCCUGUCCAGCCGGCCAGUUUCUCUCUCUCUCUCUCCUUGUCUGUCUGUCUGUCUGCCUGUUUUUCUCUCUGCCGGACCAGGUCUCCUCCACCAUGCUGGUAAAAGCGUUCCUUCAGACCUCGCUGGUCCUAUGGCUGGCACAGCACACACUACAAGGAGGAGUGAAACCUCAAAGUGGCAGUAUGGGGAAAAUGCUACCCAGGGGGGCUGGUGCUCUUGGGAUACAGGGAGGCUACGGAGCCAAGCCCGCCAAAACCGGAGGAGCUGGGGGUGGUCGUUAUCCAGGGGGGGCUCAGCAGCUUGGAGGAGGGGGAUACAGAGGCCCAGGAGGGGCCGGGGGUAGGGGAGGAUAUGGUAACGGAGGCCAGGGAGGCUAUGGUGCUGGUCUGGGAGCAGGAAAUGGCCAAGGAAUGGGGACGGGAGCCGGACUGAGCUCACAGGGUGGGAAACCACGUGGAGGUGGAGGAUACGGUGGUAAUGGCUAUGGCACACAGCCAGGUUACGGGCCUGGAACUGGAGCCAGAGGCUAUCCACGACCAGUUGACAGUGCCCCUUUGCAAACAUUAGGUGCUGGAGCUGGGUAUCCCAAUGGACAGGGAUCUAAGGGACCAAAACCGGGAUAUGGUGCAGGAGCUGGAGUGCCCAAUGGACAGGGUGCUAAACCCAAUGGAUAUGGUGCAGGAGCUGGAGUGCCCAAUGGACAGGGUGCUAAGCCCAAUGGAUAUGGUCCAGGAGCUGGAGCUCCCAAAGGUCAGGGAGCCAAAGGCAAUGGAUAUGGUCCAGGUGCUGGAGUUCCCAGUGAUCAGGGAGCCAAAGGCAAUGGAUAUGGUCCAGGAGCUGGAGCUACCAACGGUGCUAAAAGCAAUGGAUAUGGUCCAGGAGCUGGAGUUCCCAGUGAUCAGGGAGCCAAAGGCAAUGGAUAUGGUCCAGGAGCUGGCAUUCCCAAUGGUCAGGGUGCUAAACCCAAUGGAUAUGGCCCAGGAGUUGGAGCACCCAACGGUGGUAAAAGAAAUGGAUAUGGUCCAGGAGCUGGAGUUCCCAAAGGUCAGGGUACUAAACCCAAUGGAUAUGGUCCAGGAGCUGGAGCACCUAACGGGGCUAAAAGCAAUGGAUAUGGUCCAGGAGCUGGAGUUCCCAAUGGUGGUAAAAUCAAUGGAUAUGGUCCAGGAGCUGGAGUUCCCAGUGAUCAGGGAGCCAAAGGCAAUGGAUAUGGUCCAGGAGCUGAAGUUCCCAAUGGUGGGGCUAAAAGCAAUGGAUAUGGUCCAGGAGUGGGAGAGCCCAAUGGACAGGGUGCUAAAGCAACCAAAACUGGCUACGGUGCUGGAGCUGGCAGCUAUCCUGGGGCAGGAAACAACGGCUAUGGAGCAGGUGCCAGUCUGGGACAGGGAGGAUACCCCCAGGGUGGAGCUGGUGGAUACCCCCAGGGUGGAGCAGGUGGAUACCCCCAGGGUGGAGCAGGUGGAUACCCCCAGGGUGGAGCAGGAGGAUACCCCCAGGGUGGAGCAGGAGGAUACCCCCAGGGUGGAGCAGGAGGAUACCCUCAGGGUGGAGCAGGAGGAUACCCCCAGGGUGGAGCAGGAGGAUACCCACUGGGUGGAGCAGGAAAACCAGGCAAAGCUGGUGGUGGUGCUAAUCUGGGACAGGGAGGAUAUCCCCAGGGUGGAGCAGGAGGAUACCCCCAGGGUGGAGCAGGCAAAUCAGCGGGUUAUGGUGAUCAAAUGGGAGGAGCAUACCCCGGGGCUGGAGCGGGUAACGGCAAUGGGAAUGGUGGAGGCCUACCUGGGGGGGCCAAUGCAGUGCCUGCAGGCUAUGGCAAUGGCUACGGUGCUGGUACUGGAGGCAAUGGUUAUGGAGCCGGGAUUGGGUACCCAACAGUGUUAGCGGAUGGUGCUGCUGGGCUGGGAGGCAAGGCAGGGAAGGGAGCAGGAGGUCUUGGCGCAGGAGGAUAUCCACAGGGACAGGAGAAAUAUGGGGGUGGAGUCAGUCAGCUUCCUUACAAUGGCGCCCCAGUCAAUACUGCUGGACUGGAUGCAGGUGAUGGAAGCUUCCCUUAUGGUGCUCAGCAACUGGGCCUUGGUGGUGGUGAUGGAGGCAAAUCCUCUGGCAAAUAUGGCAACGGUGGAUUGCCACAGGGUGCACAACAGGGUGCACAGCCUUAUGGACCUGCGACUGGUGGUGGGAAACCACCUUGCAAAAAUGGAAACGGAGGGGGCUAUGGAGCACAGCCAGCAGGCUAUGGUCAAGGACAGCUGGGUGCAGGUCAGAGUGGCCCCUACAGUAACGGAGCAGGAGGGAAGGAAAGCAAAUAUGGUGGUGGUGGACUGACUGGAUUCUUUGGAAAUGGAGGAUACAAAGGUUAAGUCAAUCAGCUGAGGCCUUCUUCAAGUGAAUAUUUGUUCCGUUCCAUCAUGUGUUCAUUGUGAUGUUUGUUGUUUGGUCUGUUGUUACAUUUCUGUAUUUGUCUGUUUUUUUGUUCAUGGUCCUUGUCUUUUGUAUUGUUGUGUGUCUGUCCCCUCUCUUCCUCUACUGUGUUUGGAGAUUGUGUUGCCAGUGUGUUUGUGUUCAUAUCCAUUUCACACUAAAGGUCAGAAAGCAACCGUAUAAUGUCUGUCAGUCUCCUCAUUCUUUUAACCUUGGCAACAGUAUGGUAAAUGUACUGUACAUGUGAUGUGGGGGUUGAGUUUUAAGACUGAAGCUCUAUGAGUUUAAAUCAACACCAAAUAAAAUUCAAAGACCUGUUCCCAAAACCUGA